GUGCCGCUGCGGCCUUCGCGACUCGCGAUUAAAAAUAUUUCAUUCAUUGUGCAUUUUAUUAUGAAAUUACGAUAUUAAUAUUAAAAUUGUGUACAUACUUAUAACUUAAGUAAUAAUAAGGAUUAUGGCAUCUUUUCUACGACCGAAUGUAUUAUUUCGACAUUUAAAGCGACCAUUACUUCAAAAUACACGCAAUUCUGGAUAUGUCGUACUGAUACCUGAGAUAGGUGAAGAUUCAGAAAAAAGUGUAUUGCUCACUGAGAAUGGUUUGCCAGAGUUUACUGACAUUACAAUCGAGAAGUGCAUCGCAGCCAUCAGUCAGCUAAGUUUGGAAUAUGAGAAUGGAGUUAGGCAAAUAGAAGAUGCCUGUGGCAACUGCAAGAAUGCAUUUGUUGAAGUAUUUCAACCACUUGAAAAGUUAGACAACCAAUUAGAAAUAACAUGGGGUGUCGCUAAAACUCUUUACCUUGGAAAUAGUUCAUUAAUGCCCACAAAAUCAUACAUUCAAAUUCAUAGUCGUGCCCACAAAGCAAGGGCAGCAAAAUUUAAUAGUGUACCAAUAUACAAUGCUGCAAUAAAUGAAAAGAAUAAAUUAAAAAAAUUGACUGAUGAAGAACAAAGGUUGCUUGAUAAAUACAUACUUGAAGGGAAACUUAAUGGUCUUGAUGUGAAGGGCUUGCAACGGGAACAGUUAAACAACAUUUUAAAUUCAUUGCAAAAAGAAAAACAGAUCUUUCGAGAUAAAGUAAACAUGGCUACAAAAAUAUUUAACAGUACAAUAAGUGAUGAUCAAGCUAUGAGAGAGUUCCCUGAGAGUUUGGCUAAAGCAAUGUCUGUGAAUAACAAUCCACAUAAAGGACCAUGGAAAAUUACUUUGCAACCACAUAUCUUUGAACCUUUCAUGCAAUAUUGUUCAGAUAGGUCCCUGAGAUGGAACACUUGGCAGGCGCAUGUACAGCGCUGCUCUGGGUACGGCAACAAAGACUUGGAAACAAGUACACAUCUAGAAAAAAUACGCAGCUACAGACAAGAUCAAGCUAAAAUGCUGGGAUUUGAUAAUUUUGCUGAUAUGAGCAUGGAAACUAAAAUGGCUGGCUCUGUUGAGAAUGUAUUUGAAACUCUUGAUACAUUACUUGAGAGUGCUAGACCAAUACAAGAUGUGGAAAUGGAGUCCUUGCAAAAGUAUGCCACUGACAGAGGGUUUGAUAAGAAACUGGAACCAUUUGACAUUCCUUACUGGCAAAGGAAACAAAUUUGGUCUCUGUAUAAUUAUGAUGAAGAUAAAAUUCGUGAAUAUUUCCCGCUUCCUAAAGUGAUCAACAGUUUGUUUAAUUUAUGUAGUUCUCUCUUUGACAUCCAGAUAGUUGAAAAGUCAAAUAUACACACAUGGCAUAAGGAUGUCAAAUAUUAUGAUAUUUAUGAGCAGAACAGUGGCUCUCCAAUAGCUGGCUUCUAUUUAGAUCCAUACACACGUCAAAAUGAAAAGAUAAGAGUGUAUGAUGAUGCUGGUUGGCAUGUUGCUAUUCGCAACAAAUGCGGCUUCACAAAUACAGACCCACUGUCUGCUCUCAUAUUUAACUUUCAAGCUCCCGGUCCCAGCGACCAAUCAUUACUGACAUUUAAGGAAGUAUGUGUACUAUUUCAAAGAUUUGGACAUGCUCUACGUCAUCUACUAACCAAAGCUAAUUACUCUGAAGUGGCCGGAUUAUCAAAUGUUGAAUGGGAUGCAACUGAAGUAUGUGGACAUGUGAUGACACAUUGGUUGUAUGACCCACACACAGUCAAAGCCAUCAGUGGACACUAUGGCACAGGGGAGCCUCUACCAGAUGAUUUGAUUCAAAAUUUACGCAAAGUUCGUAGCCAUAUGUCAGGCUAUAAAUUAUGUGAAGAGUUAUACUUAUCUCGUCUUGACUUAGAAAUUUACUCACAAAAGACAUUUUGGAGAGAUUUAGUCAAGGAAUUGUGGCCAAAGUAUCAUGUACUUCCAUUUGAUAAAUACAAUUCCCAUCUUCUAUCAUUUACGAAAAUAUUUUCUGAAGAAUGGGCUGCUGCAUAUUACUGCCAUUUGUGGUCCAAAGUUAUAGCAGCUGAUAUAUAUAGUGCAUUUGAAGAGGCAAGGCAGAAUGAUCAGGAUGUGGUGACAAUUGGGGCGAGAUACAGAGACACCUUCCUUGCUCUUGGUGGCAGUUGCCAUCCCAGUGAGGUGUUCCGUAGGUUCCGUGGCAGAGACCCCUCCACACAAGCUCUAUUGAACAAUCUUGGUCUGUCCACAAAAAUAACUGAAGAAAAGUGAGCAUGUUAACAGACCACAAUUAUAUUAUUAAUCAGUUGAGAUACAUUUGGAUCUUAAUUAAUCAAAAUUGAUUUGACACUGAAGAAUGUAUGUCAUUGGUUUUUAAUUGUUUUUUGAUGGUUGUACCCGAAAACUAGUUGGUGAUAUUAAUAAUAUUUAUUAUUAUUUAGUGUGACAGAUUAUUAUUAUAUUAUUUCAAUUAAAGUUAUUUUUAGUGAUA
This is a messenger RNA of Leptidea sinapis, 2513 nucleotides long. RefSeq lists its product as uncharacterized. Gene Ontology annotation, biological process: proteolysis; peptide metabolic process. The transcript is spliced from 2 exons. NCBI's taxonomy places the organism in Eukaryota, Metazoa, Arthropoda, Insecta, Lepidoptera, Pieridae. Bases 125 to 2293 code for a protein of 722 amino acids. Gene Ontology annotation, molecular function: metalloendopeptidase activity. The record is from RefSeq and is a predicted model, not a curated record.